Messenger RNA from Hibiscus syriacus, 937 nucleotides. Its product is annotated as pre-mRNA cleavage factor Im 25 kDa subunit 2-like. Gene Ontology annotation, molecular function: mRNA binding. The record is from RefSeq and is a predicted model, not a curated record. The coding region runs from base 90 to 692 and encodes 200 amino acids. The transcript is spliced from 7 exons. NCBI's taxonomy places the organism in Eukaryota, Viridiplantae, Streptophyta, Magnoliopsida, Malvales, Malvaceae. Gene Ontology annotation, cellular component: mRNA cleavage factor complex.
UUUGCCACCUCCUCCUCCGUCUCUGAAAUCAGUGUACUCGGCCGCCGGCGAAAAGAAAAAGAUAACGAUUUCGGAGCAGAGGGGUAGAUAUGGUGAUGUUACCGGUGGUUAACACGUACCCUUUGUCGAGCUACACAUUUGGUACCAAAGAGCCCAAGAUGGAGAAGGACACGUCUGUCGCCGAUCGCCUUGCUCGCAUGAGAGUCAAUUAUAUGAAAGAGGGUAUGAGGACAAGCGUUGAAGCAAUUUUACUGGUCCAAGAACAUAAUCAUCCUCACAUUCUUCUUCUGCAAAUUGGGAACACAUUCUGCAAACUUCCUGGUGGACGCCUGAAGUGCGGAGAGAAUGAGAUUGAGGGUUUGAAAAGGAAGCUGACUAGCAAGCUUGGAGCUAAUUCACCUGCUCUUGUACCAGACUGGCAGAUCGGUGAGUGUGUGGCCAUCUGGUGGAGGCCCAACUUUGAGACCAUAAUGUAUCCAUAUUGUCCUCCCCACAUAACCAAGCCUAAGGAGUGCAAGAAGCUUUUCCUCAUCCAUCUGUCCGAGAAAGAGUACUUUGCAGUACCGAAAAAUUUGAAACUUCUUGCGGUGCCAUUGUUUGAGCUUUACGAUAAUGUUCAGAGAUACGGACCUGUGAUAUCAACCAUUCCACAGCAGCUUUCUAGAUUCCAGUUCAACAUGAUUACCACAUGACUUUGGCAUGGAUGCUUACCUCCUGACAGUUACAUACUGAGAAAACUACUAAUCGUGACGGUAUUGAAUGAGAGAAUUUCGUGUUGCUUGCUUGGCUUCUUAUGUAGGUCAAGGUUAUUGGAACGUGACUCUAGUCCAAACUCUUGUACUUGGUUAAACCGUUUUUAGUAGCUGUUGUAUUAGUUUAGGGUGUAGGUUUGCUUUCAGGUUUAGGCUUUCUUUUUUGCAUUGGAAAUUGAUUUCUU